CUCCAGGGAGCUGGUGUAGUUUUUCCUCCCGGUGGGCGCCUUGGGCCGCUGGGAGGGGCGAUGCAGUGUGUGCACAAUGGGCUUCGGUCGUAUUGAGAAGGAGCUCUGACCGCCAGCGUCCUCGGCAGGGAGUCCCCGGACUCCUGCUUCCUCCCGGAGGCCUCAGGCCCCUUCCGUCGCCCAGAGAUAAAUCCCGAGCUCUUGCACUUCACAGCUCUGGAGAUGCUUUUUGUUCUCCCAGAGUGAGGCGGGGCGGACAGAGCUAAUGUUAGCGGGCGGGUGGAGGCCCAGGACGCUAUUUUGGGUCCUGUCCAGCAAGGCGCAAGCAGUGCAUAUUAGCAGUAGUGCUGGGGGUGGAAAUCCUUCAGCUCUGUGAAGUUCAGUCCUGUCACUUUUAGGCCCUCUAAGCGACAAGGCAUGUUUACCGUCCAUGGAGUCACUGGAAGAUCGCUCUCCAGUCAAAUAAGUUGCGCAAUUAAAUAGACACAUCAUUUCAUCUUCUGCCUGCCCUUUUGAGCUUGUGCCUGCAUAGAGAUCAGUUAAAAAAAUCAUUCAAACAGAUUUGUGUUGAAACCUCAGUGUGGGGUUGAAAACGCCUCAGUGAACACCUGCCUUCAUUAAUCAAUGAAUUUCAUGUAACCAGAUGUAUAUGAUGUGGAAUGUGAAGCAAUGGAGUUCCAGCCGACCCUGCAGUAUGGAACUUCUAUAGGGCUUUUCUUUUGCUUGUAACAGGUUGUAACUCUAAGGAUGCAACCACUUAAGAGUGAGGGUUAUCUGAAGAAGCUGAAUCAAUGUUUGAUGGGUUUAUAUUCAAGGGAUGCAUACUAAGACAACCUGCCAUGCAGGAUAAAGGUCCAGUGUGGGAUGUGCGUGUUGAAAGAAGGCUAAGGUGGAAGAGCUGAAAAGGGCUCGUCUUCAACACCCCUGGGAAGGAGAGUGGCUGUGGAGACUUCCUAUCUUCUGUUGAUGCCAGAGUGCUGCCCUUGGUGUCUGUGGGAGGCAGAAGUAUAUCUGAUCCAUCACUGCAUUGUGUUCAGGAACUCUAGUGUUGGAGUCGGGAUGGCAGCAGCUGUCAUUCCUCUGAUACAUGUUCAGUCUUCCCUGUACCCACUCUCUCCCGAGAAAGGACACACAGAGAAAGAAGGGCUGGCCAAUGAAUUCUUGACAAACUUGAUACAGGAGCUGGUGUCCUUCGAAGAUGUGACUGUGCAGUUCACAGAGGAGGAGUGGGCUUUGCUGGAUCCUUUACAAAGAACUCUGUACAGGAAGGUAAUGCUGGAAAACUGGAAGAACCUGGUUUCACUUGGGCAUCACCUUGAUAAACCAAAUCUGAUAUCCCAGUUGGAGCAAGAGGACAAGGCUAUAAUAGAGGAGAGAGGAAGUAUUCCUGGCAUCUGUCCAGAUUUGGAGACUGUACUUAAAGCCAAAUGGCUAACUCCUAAGGAGCAUGUCUUUAGCAAAGAAGAUGCUAAUGGCGGGAAAACAGUCAAAUUGGAGGAAAGAGAUCAUCAUGGAAUGAAAAUCAAUGAAUGCAAUCAAUGUUUUAAAGUCUUCAGCACGAAAUCUAACCUUACUCAGCACAAGAGAAUUCAUACUGGAGAAAAACCCUAUGACUGUAGUCAGUGUGGAAAAUCCUUCCGCAGUAAAUCUUAUCUUACUGUUCACAAAAGAAUCCAUAAUGGAGAGAAACCAUUUGAAUGCAAUCACUGCGGAAAAGCGUUUAGUGAUCCCUCAUCCCUCAGACUUCACGUAAGAAUUCACACUGGGGAAAAGCCCUAUGAAUGUAACCAGUGUUUUCAUGUCUUUCGUACCAGCUGUAACCUCAAAAGCCACAAGAGAAUUCACACAGGGGGUGAGAAUCACCAUGAAUGUACUCAGUGUGGAAAGGCCUUCAGUACAAGAUCCUCUCUCACUGGACAUAAUAGCAUUCAUACUGGAGAAAAACCCUUUGAGUGCCAGGAUUGUGGGAAAACCUUCAGGAAGAGCUCAUAUCUAACCCAGCACUUAAGAACUCACACUGGAGAGAAGCCCUAUGAAUGUAGUGAGUGUGGGAAGUGCUUCAGCAGUAGCUUUUCUCUAACUGUACACAAGAGAAUACAUACCGGAGAAAAACCAUAUGAAUGCAGUCACUGUGGGAAAGCUUUUAAUAAUCUCUCAGCUGUGAAGAAGCACUUAAUGACUCAUACUGGGCAAAAACCCUAUGGAUGUAACCAUUGUGGAAAAUCUUUCACCAGUAACUCCUACCUCUCUGUGCACAAAAGAGUACAUAACAGGUGGAUAUGAAUUGUGAUGAGAAAUUACUAAGAGAAAGCUUUGUUGAUCUAAGAUAACUCGAGAGAAUUUACAUCAGGUGUACAUGUUAUCUAUUGGUGUAUAAACUCACCCAAAUUUUGUGGCUUUAAACAAAUACCUCACACUUUAUAGGUCAGGAAUAUGAGGACAUCUUAGUUGUGUAGUUCUUCCUCAGGACUUCUCAUGAGCUUGCAUUCAAGACAUCAGAGCUGCAUCUUCUAAAGUUGUCAUUGAAGGAACCACUUCUAGGAUGCUCACUCUCACAUGCCUAGGAAUUGACUGCUGGUACACUGACUCACCAUGUAGGCCUCUCCGUGUGAUUACAUAUCUUUAUAAUAUGGCAAAAGAACAAUCCCUCCUCCCCCAAGGGAAGGGUGAUUCCUUCCAAGAGAAGCCAGUUAAAAAAUGAAAUAUGACCUGGCCUCCAAAAGCUAUAUUUUCACUUCUUCCCUUAUUGUAUUCGUCAAACACAGACCGACCUUGAUACAGUGUGGGAGAAAACUCCAGACUAUCUGAGGGUCAGGAGGCAGCUCUCCGAGAACCAUCUGAGAAACUUGCCAUGAAAGUGAUGAAGUUUUCGGUAGACCUUGAUCCCUUUAAUCAGUGUGAAAUGACAUUUGGUAAAUUGUUAAAUCUUUCUGCAAAGACACCUGUGUGAUAAAGCUUUUUAGUUCACUUAUAAUGUGUCCCAAAGAUUAUGUAGUGGAAAAAAACUGGUAAGUAGAAUGCUGGUCAUGUGGUAAUGGUCUUCAGUGAUGUCAGUCCUCACAGUCUUUCUUGUGGGAAAUCACACCACUGAAAAACAAAAGAAAUUCAGAAAACUGUAUAGCAAAGUGUUCACAUUACUCACCACAGAUAAUGAGGUGCUCUGCUGUGAUAAUGGGAAAUCUUCGACUCUUUUCCUUUCUUAAAGAGGUAUGAAAAUGCUUUCUGAUAAGCCCCCUUGAGUAUCAUAGGCAUUGGCAAGUGUUUGAGGAUUCCUGUGAUGCAGGAAAAAAUUGGCAAUAAUUCUUCUAAGCACAUAAAUUAGAGGGACACCUUAGGAAAGUGAAGUAAUACAUGUCAGGAUGCUCCAGCAUCAGCUGUCUGCUGAGUAACUGUAAUAAUUUAUACAGGAAAUGAAAUGGAUGAGUGUGGGGAUACCUCUACCAGUAGGUAGUAUCUGUAGGUUCAGUUACCAGUUUAUUAAUUUUCAAUCUUUGUUUUAUAAACAUGUAUGUUUAUAUGUAUAACCCCACCCCAAAAAACAGCCCUUCACUUUUCCAGAAAUUCAGUGUAGUGUAUUUAUAGCUUGUCUUCUGAAGGGCUGGGUGUGGUGACACACACUAGUAAUCCUAGCGCUCAGGAGGCUGACAAGGUGGAUUGUGAAUUUGAUGCAAGCUAGAACUGGCUAACAUAGUAUUUUUGUCAAGAGUAUAGGACUUUUUGAUAUUGAUCUUUUUUCUUCUUUCUGUCCUGCAAGUACUUAGUGUCCAUUUUGUGCUGCUUAGGGCCAACAAGAUGGCUCACUGGGUGAAGGUGCUUGCCACUAGACCUGAUCACCUGAGUUCAGUCCCCAGAACCCAGACAGUGAAAGUAGACAACAGACUCUGACAUCCACACACAUCAGCCCAACAACAAAAUCAAUAUUUUUUUAAAUCUGCAAGUGUAUUAAAAUAAUAUGCCAGGAUUUCUUGAAGCCUCAAGACUGGCACCAUGAAAUUUGGAGACCGAAGGAAAAGCCUGACUUCUCAUUUAUUUUCUAUUCCUCUCAUACUUCCUCUUGGCAAGUGGCUGUAUGAUCUGGAGUGAGAAUUGUUUUCUCUUGUUUUGAUCAUGAUGAUGUAAGCAGUGGAACAGUAACAAUGAUUUAGUUUCCUCAAAAACCUCUGACUGAGUACAUUAGUUCUAGAUUCCUUUGUUUUUUGUUUUUUUUAAUUCAUGCUUUGAUUAAAAGUAACCCCUUGCUGGUUGAAGCCAACAUGAUUUGCUGUUUGUUUUUGAAGCAAUGUUAAGUUCCAUCUUAAUGCAUGUCUAACUGGUAAACCUGUUUGUCAAAUAAUAUCCAUAGUUUUUUGAAAGUAAUAUAUAUUCUCUUACAUGUUGAUAUAGGGUGUAUGCACAUUAACACAUUCAAUGUUAGCAGUAUAUACAAAUUGUUUUCUUUUAAAAUAAUUUUGUAGUAGAGCCAUGGUAGUCUUCCACUGUGAUUAUAGAUUGACAUUCUUAGAACUUUGUCCUUUUUUUUUUUUCUAUUUAUUCUGAAGUUCUAUAACUAGGUGCAUACAAGAUUGGGUGCUUUUUUCUGUGAAGUGUUCCUUUUUAUAGGGACUACAUUUUUUCAUAACAAAGGACUAUAAUGCAUUGAUAAUAAAUGGUCAAACACUAUGUAGUGCUUCUCAUAGACAAGCAGAAAUGCCUUAUAAAUAACUAUUGAGUACUCUAAAUAAACAUCAGUGUGUUCUCUUAUUAUUCCCAGUUUACCAAUGAAGAAGUUAAUAUGGCACACAUCAGUCACUUGCCUGAGUUCUCCAGCUAAUAAUAGUAUAGUCCUGAUUUGAACAUAAGUCAGUCUAUUAUCUUAAUACUAGCCCAUCUAUUGAGUAUGUUCUGGGAACUGUUGUGUAGGUAUUUGCUGAAUUGAAAUAUUCUCUCCUAGAGGAUACAAGGAUGCCCUGAAUGACAUUGGGAGAGGAAGCUAAUGAAACAGGAAACUUGUCAAACCAUCAGGACUCAAAAUGCUCAGGGGUUGUCCCCCAGAUUAUGAAUAGUAAACAAUUGCUGCUACAUAGAAAACUUGUAUGUGUGGAACUGCUAAUAAAUUAGAAAGGGAACCCAA
This is a messenger RNA of Peromyscus californicus insignis, 5110 nucleotides long. Its product is annotated as zinc finger protein 558-like. NCBI's taxonomy places the organism in Eukaryota, Metazoa, Chordata, Mammalia, Rodentia, Cricetidae. The record is from RefSeq and is a predicted model, not a curated record. The coding region runs from base 967 to 2283 and encodes 438 amino acids. Gene Ontology annotation, molecular function: DNA-binding transcription repressor activity, RNA polymerase II-specific. The transcript has 8 exons. Gene Ontology annotation, biological process: negative regulation of transcription by RNA polymerase II.